Photinus pyralis (common eastern firefly) is the source of this 1231-nucleotide messenger RNA. RefSeq lists its product as uncharacterized. The coding region runs from base 46 to 1083 and encodes 345 amino acids. The record is from RefSeq and is a predicted model, not a curated record. The transcript has 2 exons. Gene Ontology annotation, cellular component: cytoplasm. Gene Ontology annotation, molecular function: ubiquitin conjugating enzyme binding; ubiquitin protein ligase activity. Lineage: Eukaryota; Metazoa; Arthropoda; Insecta; Coleoptera; Lampyridae. Gene Ontology annotation, biological process: multicellular organism development; proteasome-mediated ubiquitin-dependent protein catabolic process.
AUCUACGGUACAGUCACUCACUCGACUCGUUCAGUUGAAUUAAUUAUGCCGUCGAUACCUGAAGGAAUUUUAGACAAGUUGACGUGUGUGCAGUGUCACGAAUGGUUAUCGUGCGGUCCCAUUCGCCUGUUACCCAACGGGGGUAGCAUCUGCGGGAGAUGUCCUAGGUUCGAGGGUCCCAGGGAUCAGUAUCGGCAUUUUGCGUUCGAGGCAUUGGCGUGUUAUUUCAAAUUUCCGUGCAGGAACUGGGGGGACGGCUGCCAGGAGUGGAUGCCGUUCAAGGGGGUAAUGAACCACGAGAAGAACUGCUCCUAUGGAUCCACGUGCAGCGUGCUUUGUUGCCACCCUUUGGCCUUCAUCAAAUCUAAGAGGCACUUAGACGCUCACUCGGCUAUCAAACUGGAGAUCAUACCUGAUGGAGUACUAGAAUAUCUACGAUGCACCAAUUGCGCCGGGUACCUGUCUUACACCCCAAUCUACGUUUGCCGCGACGGCACGAGCAUUUGCCAAAGAUGCACCUCGCAGCUACCACAACCAGAUGGCGAAUUCAUCCGCGAUUUUAGUUUCGAACGGUUCGUCGACAUGAUGAUCUUCCCCUGCAUAUAUCGCUACAGAGGAUGCACGCUCCUGUUUAAAUUUGGCCAAGAAAUGAAAAACCACGAACUGGAUUGUCCCUACGGUAAACCGUACAAACGCGAACCGACAGCGCCCAAAAGCGACCCCCAGGAGGAUAUCCAAAGGAAAGGAGUCAUCAAGACCCUAUCGGGGCACAUUUACGCCACGAUUACGCCUAACGCUCCCUUAUUCGCGGCACCAUCCACCUCAAACAAAGAGCAGCAGGCGCUGUUUUUGGACGAAUUUCAAAAGCAUCGAGAGAACUUGUCGAGCAAAUGGGGGCGGUACAACGAAGACGAUUACCAAAACGAGUACGUCAAUCAGGUUACGCAUCUUAAUGUGAUCGACGAACUGAAGAUCAAGCAACAAUACAGAAAUUCCAGUGGAAACAAUGGAGAUAUGAACGCGUAUUACAACCACACAGAGGCCCAAAAAGCAGAUUAUUCAGUUUACAAUCAACGCGCUUAGUUUUUUAGUGUUUAUAGCAUAGACCUCCACUUAAUUUAUAUAUAUUAACAAUCUACAAUUAGAAUACUUCCCGCGUGUUCUGUCUUUCUGUCUGUCUCCCUGCCUAUUUUAUGUAAAAAUGCUGUGCACAUUAUAAUUUUUGAUUUUA